AACUCCACGAUAGACUCCUCAAGUCCAAAACAACCGUUACUUACGCGUUGGGUAGUUCUUCAAAAAGGUGUUACCGCUACUAAGACAAUGCUUACAAUAAAGGAUUUAACUUUGACUUACGAUGCAAUUAACGAGGAAAGGACGUUUUCCGAGGGAGACACUUUAACGGGCACAGUGACGAUGUGUUUGAAAAAAGAUACGAAAGUUAAAUCCUUUUUCGUCAAACUUAAAGGCGACGCAAAUGUGCGUUGGAGCCGAGGGAUUCCUACAUACCAAAUCACUUAUAAAGCACACGCGCGGUACUUUAAACUUAAAUAUUUUUUUAUUCCUGAAAACACUAAAGACACUGAAAUCUCCAAGGGAAAUCACUCGUAUAAAUUCAGCAUCAAAAUUCCAUCCGGGAGUUUGCCCUCAUCCUUCCACGGGGCUCAUGGUAGGAUCGUUUACAGACUGGAAGCCAAGCUUUCAAGGAGCUGGAGGUUGGACAGCAAUGUAAAACAGGAGAUCAACUUUGCAUCGAAGGCCAUUUCAAGCCUCCUGAUGACCCGCCAGGUUGGCCAAGUGGAUAAAGACAUAGGAAUCUUCUCCAAAAGAUCCGUACACAUGGAGGCGUUUUUGAAGAGCGGAGUCUACGCCCCGGGUCAAACUGUGGCAGUUACUGUUAAAGUCAAAAACACAUCCUCAAAAGACAUGACCCCGAAGUUCUCUUUGAGGCAGAAUGUUACGUACCGUGUGCUAGACUCUACAAAGUACAGUUGGAGUGAAAUCUGUAAGUUAGUUGGGGAGGUUAUUGAGAAGAAAAGUGAAAAAACAGUCUCUUGUACAUUGAAGAUCCCUCCUGACACUAUCCUAUCCAUCCAGAACUGUGAAAUCCUUUCAGUUGAACAUUAUUUGAAGGUGUACUUGGACAUCAGCUUUGCCUCAGACCCAGAGAUCAAGUUUCCACUGGUCAUUGCCCCUUCCAGCUUCAUGUUAAACCCAGGGCCUUGGGGAAUUUUUUCGGGCCAGGGGAACUGACCCCGGCCAGUACGCCCCGCCGUCGUUGGCCUCCUGCUACAACGCCCCCACGUAUAGCAUGCCGCCGCAAAUGCCGGGGAUGGGCACCGAUUUUCUAUCCCAACAAAAUGAGGAACCUCCUUCGUAUCUGUCUAUGUUCCCCCCGGCAACCAAAGAUAAACCGCCAAACUAAAUGAAUGGAAAGCGCUGAUGAUUCAUUUUCGAUCUGAUUGGUGUUUGAUAAAACAGAGUGGUCGACAGUUGAGCCGAAAUCAAGGGAUUUUCUAUCACUCAAGACAAACCUUCUCUCCCCCCCCCCCCCCCAACAAAAAAACAGAGUGAAGGCCUCAAGGAGUCCGCAAGCGAUCACAACAAGUGAACGCUAAAGUUGGUGCGGCCGUUAUAAUCGAUCAUGAAUCUAUCAAGGUUUCCUGCUCAGGCUUCUCAGGCUGUCUUCUGGAAGUUAGAUUGGUCUUGUCUUCUGCAGUGAUUUCCUGCAUUCCUACAUAGCGCCUCGUUAUUGGUCUUGUGCUUUGAUACCGCCAUUUCGUUUUUUUAUUGUUUGUAAAAGAAAGGAUAUGAAUGAAACAUUUAAUAUCAACAUUGGACAGUGUUUUUAUUAGAUAGUUCAGGGGAGUUUCUGUGUGUGUUAGUGUGCAUACGUGUGUGUAGUUGUGUGAGCCGGCAUGUGUUUGUCAAGGGCUGUUGAGGGUGGUUUGUUUGUGUAAGUGUAUGUGCAUCUAUAGUUGUGUGUAUGCGAGUAUUACUAGUAUUACUGAGACAAAAAAGGCUUCAGCCGUAGACACAGUAUAAAGGAAGUUUCGCAUAAUCUGCCGAACGCAAGGUUGCCUACGUCAAAAUAUGGCAACUUUUGCAUUCCUGCUGCAACCACUAACAGAUUGGGGUAGGGGCUCUCAAAAUAAGUGCUUUUUAAAAAAAGCAAAAUAUAUAUAUAGAUAUAGAAUGUUAAAGAAUUCAAAAACAAAUAUAUAUUUAAAAAUUUCAGCCAAUUUUAAAGGUCAGAUUGGUAGGAUAAUGCAAUAAUUUAUAAUUCUGGAUUAUUUAGAGAAAUAACAGCUCUGGGGUAGAAACAGUUUUUUAGCCUGUUUGUUUUUGAUCUGAUUGCCCUGUAGCGCCUCCCCGAGGGCAACAGUUCAAACAGGUUAUGGCCUGGGUGGGAUGAGUCUCUCAGGAUGCUAUGAGCUCUCCUGAGGCAGUGUCUAUUGUAGACAUCCUCAAGAGAGAGAAGAGGACAUCCAAUGACUUUUUGGGCCGUUUUUAUGACCCUCUGGAGUGCUUUCCUCUCAGCUGCAGUGCAACUUGCAAACCACAGCGAGAUGCCGUAGCUUAGGACAGUCUCAAUGGUGCAGCGAUAAAAGGUCAACAGCAUUCUUUCCUGAAGAUUGUUCUUCCUGAGGAACCUUAGGAAAUACAGUCUCUGUUGGGCCUUUUUCAGAAGCGCCUUGGUGUUUAUUGUCCAAGUCAGGCUUAUUCCUCCUAUAAUCAAUGAUCAGCUCUUUGGUCUUUGAGGUGUUGAGGAUGAGGUUGUUCUCCGCACACCAUGUAGAUACUCUUUGGACCUCCUCCCUAUAUGCAGUCUCAUCCCCACCUAAGAUGAGCCCCACCACUAUUGUAUCAUCCGCAAACUUAAUGAUGGUAUUGCUGGGGUGGCUGGGGAUGCAGUCAUUGGUGUACAGAGUGUAGAGUAUGGGGCUCAGCACGCAGCCCUGUGGGGAGCAAGUGCUGAUGUGGGAGCACUCAUGUUUUGUGUAAACACGGAACAUGGGAAAGCAGGAUUUAGUGCAACAAAUAGCUGGAAUAAACUCCCUGAGGAUUUAAGAUUUGCCCCAACACAUACCACUUUUAAAACAAGACUGAAGACGUUUAUGUUUGCUUAGCUUUCUGCUUAAUCUUAAAUACAUUGCACUUUCUAAAAAUAAAAGGCCUUUUUAACUUUACCUUUAUUUUCUACACAUUGCACUUUCUAAAUUUUUUUUUUUUUAAUUUUGCCUUAUCUAUUUUACAAUUUUUUUGCAUAAUUUUUUUUUCUAUUAAUUAAUUUUGAAUGAAUUGUAUUGUAUGAACAUUUUCCUAUGUGAAGCACUUUGAGUUUGCCUUGUCUAUGAAAUGUGCUAUAGAAAUAAAGUUGCCUUGCCUUGCC
This is a messenger RNA of Gadus morhua (Atlantic cod), 3157 nucleotides long. Its product is annotated as arrestin domain-containing protein 3. The coding region runs from base 88 to 1017 and encodes 309 amino acids. The transcript is spliced from 6 exons. The record is from RefSeq and is a predicted model, not a curated record. Gene Ontology annotation, cellular component: cytoplasm; plasma membrane. Gene Ontology annotation, biological process: protein transport. NCBI's taxonomy places the organism in Eukaryota, Metazoa, Chordata, Actinopteri, Gadiformes, Gadidae.